AUGGACCCCAAAACCAGUGCCCAGGAUGUGAUGCGAUGUGAACUGUGUGAGACCGCUGUGGUACAAAUGCACUGUGAUACAUGUCUUGUCAACCUGUGUAAGGCAUGUGUGGGUGAACACGCUACAGCUGAUCUUUCAACCCCCCACAAAAUUGUUGACUUUAAGAACAAAAAAUCUACUCCCCUCUACCCUGGAUGUGUAACUCAUGUCAAAGAACGAUGUAAAAUGUUCUGUAAACAAUGUGGCAUUCAUCUUUGCACCAAGUGCCUUUCAUCUGAUCAACAUCUAGGUCACAAAUUAUCGGAAAUAUCGCAAGUUCUGGAUGAAACAAAGGACAACAUCAUCAAGGAACAAACUGAAUUAAAAGGGACAAUUUAUCCAACCUACCAGGAAAUUGCAUCUGAUGUACAAAACAGAAUAAGUCAGUUAGAAAAGGAGUAUGCGGAUCUUUCAACAGCUAUUACACAACAAAGAAAGGACUGGCACAGAAAAAUUGACAAACUUGUCAAUAAACUUGAAGCUGAAGUUGAUAAGACGAAAAACACGCAGUUACAUACUCUACAGAAACAUCUGGAUGAAAUAAAGCAGGGCAUGUCUGAAAUCAGGAAGCAAAUAAAUUUACUUGAGGUUGCUUUGGACUCUCAAGACAUUUCCGUACUUUUCAGUCUUAAAUUCAAUACAGAAGAAUAUAGAAAACUUCCACAAAGAAUCUUACCUUCUGUACCCAUAUUCACACCAGAAAAAUUCGUAGAAGAUGAAGUUUUAAGAUUGUUUGGAGCUUUAUCAGUAGGUUCUCUGACGUCAGAUGCACAUGGCUAUAGUAUAAACAUAACACAGAAAUCACCAGAAGCUGGAUCCUCUCCUUCAGUCAAACAUUUCCUUGAUGAGCCAGAGAUUGUUACCACCAUAGACACUGGGUAUGAAUUCCUUUACAAAGUGGUCUGUCUGAAUGAUGAAGAAAUCUGGAUAAGUAAAGAUUGUGAGUACAUGAGACUCAUCAACAUAAAUGGGAAAUCAGGAUCCAAGACAAUCAAAUCUAAGUCUGGGGACGUGCCAAGGGACAUAGCAGUGACAAAAAGUGGAGAUCUAGUUUAUACUGAUUACAAUGAUAGAACUGUGAACAUUGUGAAGAAUGAGAAGAUAGAGGAGGUGAUCAGACUUCAGAACUGGCUACCUUGCAGUGUCUGUAGUACUUCCUCUGGAGAUUUGCUAGUUAUCUUGAAACAUUGUGAUGAUUACAUACCAUCAAAAGUUGUCCGCUACAAUAAUUCCUCAGAAAUACAAAGCAUUCAGUUUGAUGAUGAAGGUAACCCACUCUAUUCUGAUGCAUCUUGUAUCUACAUAACUGAGAACAGGAACCUGGAUAUCUGUGUGUCUGACUGUGCCACCCAAGCUGUAGUAGUGGUUAAUAAGGCCGGGAAACUGAGAUUCAUAUAUAUUGGACAAAUUCCUGCUCCCAAAAACUUACCAUUCUGUCCACGAGGAAUCAGCACAGACAGUCAGAGUCACAUCCUUACCGCUGAUUCUUACAAUCAAUGUGUCCACAUCCUAGACCAGGAUGGACAGUUUCUCCGUUACAUAAUGUGUGGAUUGUGUGAUCCCAGGGGACUGUGUACAGACACAAAUGAUAAUCUGUUUGUUGCUGAAUUAAUGCCAAGACUUGUGAAGAAAAUAAAAUAUCUGCAGUAA
Saccostrea echinata is the source of this 1689-nucleotide messenger RNA. RefSeq lists its product as uncharacterized. The record is from RefSeq and is a predicted model, not a curated record. Gene Ontology annotation, molecular function: zinc ion binding; ubiquitin protein ligase activity; protein binding. Lineage: Eukaryota; Metazoa; Mollusca; Bivalvia; Ostreida; Ostreidae. Bases 1 to 1689 code for a protein of 562 amino acids. Gene Ontology annotation, biological process: negative regulation of translation; proteasome-mediated ubiquitin-dependent protein catabolic process; protein polyubiquitination. The transcript has a single exon.